Chrysoperla carnea is the source of this 1261-nucleotide messenger RNA. RefSeq names its product lipase 3-like. Gene Ontology annotation, molecular function: hydrolase activity, acting on ester bonds. The coding region runs from base 28 to 1242 and encodes 404 amino acids. The record is from RefSeq and is a predicted model, not a curated record. Lineage: Eukaryota; Metazoa; Arthropoda; Insecta; Neuroptera; Chrysopidae. Gene Ontology annotation, biological process: lipid metabolic process. The transcript is spliced from 7 exons.
UUAAUAAAAUUUGUUAUUUAAUUUAGUAUGAAAUAUUAUUUCACUCUGUUAAUAGUGACAGUGUAUUUGUUUGGACGUGGUGAUAUUAGAGGCUAUGAAGAUCGAAUUUUAAAUGAAAAUGUUGGAUUAAAUACGGAGUCAUUGGUAACCAAAUACAAUUAUCCAUUUGAAUAUCAUUCGACGAUAACAGAAGAUGGGUACAUUUUGAGUAUUCAUCGAAUAUCGCAUAGCCCAAAAAAUUUACCCAACCAGGAAAAUGAACGACGCCCAGUUAUAUUUAUGCUAAGUGGUUUAUGGUGUAAUUCAGGAGCAUGGCUAUUAACUGGUCCCGAAAAGAGUUUAGGUUUUUUACUAGCCGAUCGUGGAUACGAUGUAUGGAUGGGAAAUAACCGGGGUACAACUCAUUCGCGCAAUCAUACAACAUUAAAUCCUGAUAAAGGUUCUGCGUUUUGGGAUUUUAGUUUUGAUGAAAUGGGUGCUUACGAUCUGCCAGUAAUGAUCGAUUAUGUAUUAAAUUACACAAAUCAAGAAUAUGUAACAUUUAUUGGACAUUCACAAGGGUCUACAGCAUUCUUCGCAUUACUUUCAGAACGUCCUGAAUAUAAUGACAAAAUUAAAUUGGCUAUAAAUUUUGCGCCAGCUGUAUAUUUGAGUAGUGCUCAAAAUCCAUAUUUACCGUAUGUGAAUAACAAUAUUAAUAAAAUAAAGAUUACGCUGAAAUUAAUGGGAAUUCAUGAAAUAUUGCCAAUGAGCCCUUGGAUAUUUAAUACUUCAAAUAAAUUCUGCAAUGAUGAUGCUAUUACGCAAGAUAUAUGUAUGGAACUAAUUUUCAUGUUUGGAGGUCCUAGUCAUGACCAAUUUAAUAAAACUUUAAUUAAUGUAAUUACAACGCACAUACCUGCAGGAGCAUCAGCUCGUCAAAUUUAUCAUUUAAUGCAGACCUAUGAUACGGGAUUAUUUCGAAAAUAUGAUUUUGGAAAGCGUAAAAAUAACAAGAUAUAUGGAACACCAGAGCCACCCACAUAUAAUGUAUCCAAAGUAACUGUGCCAACAUUCUUGUAUGCAGGCGGGCGUGAUUGGAUGGCGGAUGUUAAGGAUGUUACUAAAUUAUCAAAAGAAUUGCCAAAUUCGAUUGGAAUACAAAUCGUGGACAAUAUGAGCCAUAUUGAUUUUGUAUGGGCAAUUGAUGUUGUGCCGUUAGUAUAUGAAUCAGUAUUUGAAAUUUUAGAAAAAUACACAUAAGUUUUUUAUUUUUGUUUAA